Biomphalaria glabrata is the source of this 2370-nucleotide messenger RNA. Its product is annotated as beta-1,3-galactosyltransferase 5-like. The coding region runs from base 435 to 1532 and encodes 365 amino acids. NCBI's taxonomy places the organism in Eukaryota, Metazoa, Mollusca, Gastropoda, Planorbidae. Gene Ontology annotation, cellular component: membrane. The record is from RefSeq and is a predicted model, not a curated record. The transcript has 2 exons. Gene Ontology annotation, molecular function: hexosyltransferase activity.
CAUUCUGAGUUUUUGAUCAAUAGGAAGGAAGUAGACAAGAUAUAAAUCUAGAUCUAGAAAUAAAUAUAGCCAUGAUAUUUUUGUCAAUCGCAAUGGAAAUACAUAGACAAGAUCUAAAUAUGUAAAAAAAAAUGCAUUUAAUUUAAUCCUAUUGUUAAUUUCCUGAUCUGUUGUAAUUUUAACAGAUUUUCUUUGACUAUUUUGAUUCUUUCAUUGAGAGAACACUGAAGCCCAGAACGCAAAUAUCCAUCUAUAAGUUUCUAUGCCUCAGAGUUCUUAGAUCGGUCAAGUUUGUUGGUUCUAUCGUUACAGUAGUAGCUGUUGCUAUCAUUUUAAGCCAUACCGUAGAAUGGAGCAGGAUCUGGAAAGACCUACACUGUCAAGAAUUCUCCCACUUGAAAAGCCGCCCACCUCUGACCCCGAGGGCAAGACACAUGGUCUGCUCUAAAGCCCCUGUUGUGUCACGAACCCAGUGCAGUGGGUGUUUCAGGCCUAGCGUAAGCGAAUGGUCGCGAAAGCUUGUCCAGUUCACAGACCAGGACAGGGUUCACCCACGUGGUCCAGAGAAAUACUUUCAAACGAGGAGAGAGAUGCAGCAGGAAUUGGUGGACGGAAUUCUAAUAGCUCCUUGGUCGGUGUGUACCGAGUCUUGCCCGUAUCUGGUAGCCAUACAGCUGUCCACUAUAGAGAUGAGCGACGAGAGAAUGAGAACCAGGACUACCUGGGCCAGCGUGGCGAAGACCAGCUUCUGGCCCCAUCGCCGAAUGAACGCGGAUCUUAAGAUCGUCUUCGUGGUCGCGCACAAGAUCCCUGACGUCACGGUGAAGCUGCGCGGAAGAGAAGCGACCCUUCCAAGUGAAAAACAAUGGCGACAGUUGACCACGGAGUCCGACCUUCACGGGGACAUCCUGUACUUGGACAUGAUAGACAGUUACCCCAACUUGACAUUGAAAGUCAUGUCCAGUCUGAAAUGGCUGAGCGAGCAUUGUUUGAGGACUAAAUAUUUCCUUAAGGUAGAUACUGACACCUUUGUCAACGUACCGCUUCUGCUUGACCUCUUGAUACUUAACGAGGAGGCUCUAAGUAACUCUGUUCUUGGCUACAUCAUUAACGGAUCCAGAACAGUAGCACGUGAAGGAAGAUGGGCGGUGGACCGUAAUAUAUAUCCUAUGGCCAUGUACCCAUUCUAUGCUGCAGGAUGUGCUUACGUCAUUUCUGCCCAAGUAGCUCGCGCCAUCGUGGCGGUGUCUCCGUACAUACCCAUGCUGCCCAUAGAGGACGCUUACGUGACAGGGGUCAUGACCAAAGUGGUCAAGGCACAGCUAUUUGCACACAAUGAGCUGUUCACUGAGUUCAUGGACCACCUUUGGCAGAGGUGCCAGAUGGUCCUAGACACCAAAAUAGCCAGCACAAACUCAGGAGGGGAUCAGGCCAUGGAAAUCUGGUCUGCCAUCUUAGUACAAAACAAGACGUGCUUUACAGCUAAUACUGUGCGUGAAGAAGAUCUCAUAAACAUAAUCUACUCUGGCUAAAGCCUCGCCUUACAGUGAUAUGGUGAUAGUGCAUGGUUACUAUAACAAUUAAAUGUGUUGACUGUCAUGCACCUAAGUCGGCUGGUCAUUUGAUGCUCAGUGGAUUAAGUCGUCUUAAGGAUUGUUAGAAAUUUAAUAUUUUCGCUUCAGCUUCGUAGAGGCUCAUGAAUUAUGUUGGCUACAGAAACAGCGAAGCAGUUUACCUAGGAUAGAAAGUCAAGUAGUCAAAAGUUUUGAUUCACCGUGUUGUAGUUUCUGUAAACUGCGUCUACCAAUCAUAUACUGUACAAUAAAUGUAGCCCACCGAUGCUGUUCGACAACAGGAGAAUGUCAUCUAGGUGUAGACAUUUUUUACAUAAACCUGUAUCCACCUUUUUGUUGACAUAGAUGAGAUAACAGAACUAUAGAUAUUAACAGAAAGAAGAAAUAACAACGUGUAUGACCUAUAUUGAAAAAAUCAAAGGAUACAAAGUCAAUUGAUAUACUUUGGAAAAAAAUAUAAAAAAAAUAUAGAAAGAAAAAAGCUGUAUAUAUGUAGGUACUCUUUGUGGCGUUAAGCUUUCAGAAAAAGGGAAAUUAAAAAAAAAGCUCUUCCUAGAAUGUGUAUCUACUAAAUAGCAAUUGACUUUGAGGCACAUUUUAAGAAAUGCUAUAUAGGCCUAGUCAGUGGCGUCACUAGGGUCGGUGUCACCAGGUGCGGCAAGCCCGACUGUCACCCCCCCCCUUUCCCCAGGAAAAUAAUAAUCUCCCACUAAAAAAAGAAACAACUAUUUUUUAUUCUGCUUCUUUAGGUUGAACAAUAAAACUGUAAGUUUAUUAAUAAAUUGGUUACACCCGA